AUGUCUGAGCUGCCGGCGAAGCAAGAUCCGCUGCAAUCGCGCAGCGGGCGAAACUCGCUGCGAGAAAUCAAACGCAAGGGUCUGGAGAAGGCGAUCCAUCAGAUCGAACAGGCCAUCAAAAGACCCAGGAUUGACUCCGGCGACGGCGAUGCGCAAAGAGCCAUCUCCGGUCUACAGGACCUCCUCAUCCAAGUCCAGGCUCAAUUAAUGCAGAGUGAUCAAGACGCUUUCUCCGAGGGUCCGGGGCCGGGUCAUGAUCCUGAUUCCGACCCGCCUUCGCUGCGCGAUACCAAGGUCGAUGAGAGUCUCACAUUGGAUGAUGCAGAAAAUCCGCUGCAGCUGCUAGCGCGAGCUUCGGAUCUGCAGCUUUCGCCGACGGGAGUGCGCCGGGCACCUAGGCCUUCGCUGCCAUUGCCGGGCGCUCCGUUGGCCGUGUCGCAGGAGAAUGCCAUCCCUCAAGAGCCAAGUGCGAAGUCAUUUUUCGUGCCGGCUAGGGCGAAUCUGGAUGUUGGGUCUGAGGUUGAUCCCGUGGAUUUGGGCUUGGUUACAUUUGAUGAGUCGGAAUCUUUGUUCUCGUUCUUUUAUCAAAACCUCGCUCACACGAGGUGGGGCCUCGAUCCAUUGAUACAUACGCCAUCAUUUGUGCGUUCUCAAUCCGCGUUUCUGUUUACAUCGAUCAUGGCUGGUGCGGCUCUAUUCCUGCCAUCCGCAGCUGCUUUAUCUAAGAGAUUAUCUCGACAUUGCAAGUCGCUUGCGCAGAGGGUAAUUACACACCGCCAUAGGUCUGUCGAGAUUGUUCUGGCUUUCAUGGUUAAUGUUCCGUGGAUGUCCCCUGGUGAUAGUCUCGGAGAUGACGAUACCUGUUCCUAUAUUGCCAUGGCUUUGACUGUUGCUUUGGAUUUAUCAUUGAACAAGAUUGUCUCGCCAUCUGCGAGCUUUGAUCAGGAACUUCUCGAUCGUUUAGCUCGGGCGGAUUGUAUCGAUCCAAAGAGGGCUUUGCACAUGGACGGAUUUGAUGAUGUUGAUCCAUCCUCUGAGUGGGGUCUGCGUCUGCUACGGCGACGUGAAAGAGCUUGGAUUGCGUUGUUUGUUGUUGAGAGGGGGGUUUGUCUUGCUCGUGGACGAAGCUACACGGUUCCUCUGACUACGCUUAUUGAAAAUUGCGACCGCUGGCAUCUGUCCAAUAUCGCAGAUUUGCGUGAUGGUCCUAUGAACUCGAUGGCAGUUCUUCGCAGAGAUUUGGACGGACUAUUAAGGAAGGUCAAAUCAAGCUGUGAUAGUUAUCGAAUCGUUGAUACCGGCUCAGAAGUCGCUCAAUCGAUUAAGAAAACCAUCCAGACCUUCUACGAACGAUGGUACGCAACAUGGGCCUUAGCAAUCGGCGAAGGUGACACACGCUCUCUUCCCCCCUACGUCGAGAUUCUGGUGACGCAUACCCAACUCUCAACCUACGGCGGCGUAAUCAACCACCCAACAGCCCCCCUCGAAGUGAAACGCUUCUUCCGCGCUGCGGGCCUCUCAUCCGCCCUAAACGUCCUCCGAGCCGCCAUCCAAGGCGAAUCCCGCCUAAAGUCAAUGCCCAACAACACAGUCAUUAUGAUAUCCUUCGCAGCCUGCUCAGCACUGAGUCUAAGCGUAACGCCUGGCGACGGCAGAUCAAGUCUCGCACCCAGCGUGCGAAACCUAAUCGAAGAAACAGCCGGCGUUCUAGAAAGAGUCGGUGCAACACCUAGCCAUCGGAAUGGUUCGUCGGUGCUCUAUGGCCGCUUUCUGCGCGAGUUGAUCCGGAGAGCUCCUGCCUUCCCUCUCCCGCUAUCCCAUCCACAAUCCCAAUUCCAAUCCAAUUCUCAACGCGUCAAUCCAUCUGGCAUGGAUUUACCUGAACCAACUCUGCCCCAUACAUCUUCAUGUCUCGAUACCAACGGCCUCCCAAUCCAAGUCACCCAACCCCCAACAUCCCUUCCACCGGAGGAUCUAUGGUUCGAGCCAAUGCACUUUUCAGCUAUGUCGGAUAACCAGAUUGUCGAUGCGGUUAAUCGGGCUGGGACGGCGUUCGGGGCGUCUAUUCCUGAUGUUCCACUUGAUGAUAUGCUAAGCUGGGAUUGGCUCGAUUUUGCCAGUGCAGAUUUGGGUCUUUGA
Molecule: messenger RNA, 2139 nt
Organism: Penicillium arizonense
Lineage: Eukaryota; Fungi; Ascomycota; Eurotiomycetes; Eurotiales; Aspergillaceae
Product: fungal specific transcription factor domain-containing protein
Exons: 7
Coding region: 1-2139 (712 amino acids)
Biological process (GO): regulation of DNA-templated transcription
Cellular component (GO): nucleus
Molecular function (GO): DNA-binding transcription factor activity, RNA polymerase II-specific; transcription cis-regulatory region binding
Source: RefSeq, a predicted model, not a curated record